Messenger RNA from Lodderomyces parapsilosis, 1917 nucleotides. It is a transcript of the gene RCK2, whose product is annotated as serine/threonine protein kinase. The coding region runs from base 1 to 1917 and encodes 638 amino acids. The transcript has a single exon. The record is from RefSeq and is a predicted model, not a curated record. Gene Ontology annotation, biological process: protein phosphorylation. Gene Ontology annotation, molecular function: protein kinase activity; ATP binding. Lineage: Eukaryota; Fungi; Ascomycota; Pichiomycetes; Serinales; Debaryomycetaceae.
AUGUUUGAAAACUUGAAGGCAUUUAUUAGACAUGGUAGACAGGCUAAUGACAUGAAGAGGGUGAACCCAAGUAAUCCUCCAUACACUUCAGCGACGGAAAAUCCAUUUGGAUCGGGAUAUCAAAUAAUUGAUGGUACUAAUGACUUUGGCAACAACAGCGAUGAGAGUCCUUCGGAUUUGCAGUACCAGCAGUAUCAACAACAGUUUGAACAGCAACAGCAACAGCAACAACCAGUCGCAAAUGCUGCUGAUGCUAAUGGGGGUUAUGCAUAUGGUACGACUGGUGGAAACCAAUCUGACAUCACUUUGAACGAUCCAACUCAGCAGCAACAGCAGCAGCAGCAGCAACAGCAGCAACAACAUAAUCAUAAGCAGCAUCAACACCAAGAUUACGACAAAGUAGCUACCCAGCUAGUUGAAGAGGAAAACUUGCAGAAAUCCAAAUACAAGACGUAUAAAAACUUGGACAAUUAUGAAGUAUUGGAACAAAUGGGUGAAGGUGCGUUUUCCGUCGUUAAUAAGGCCAUUCACAAACCAACUGGUAAGGAGGUUGCUAUCAAAAUAUUACGUAAAUUCCAAAUGGAUCAACAACAAAAGCAAGCAGUAUUGAAAGAAGUCACCAUUAUGCGUCAAUUGAAACAUCCCAAUGUUGUUUCAUUUAUCGAAUUCAUUGAUUCACCUGACUACUACUACAUUGUUCAAGAGUUGGUUUCUGGUGGUGAAAUUUUCACCAUGAUUGUCAAGUACACUUAUUUAUCAGAAGAUUUAUCUCGUUGGAUUAUCACUCAAGUGGCCCAUGCUAUACGUUAUCUUCAUGAGGAAGUUGGUAUUGUUCAUCGAGACAUUAAGCCCGAGAAUUUACUAUUUGAACCAAUUGAAUUGAUCCCCAGUGUUAACCCCAUUGCCAAAUUGCGUAAAAGUGAUGACCCAAACACCAAAAAGGAUGAAGGUGAAUUCACUCCUGGUGUAGGUGGUGGUGGUAUUGGAAUUGUUAAAUUGGCUGAUUUUGGAUUAUCAAAACAAAUUUGGGAACAUAAUACCAAGACGCCGUGUGGAACUGUUGGUUAUACUGCACCAGAAAUUGUUCGUGAUGAACGAUACUCUAAGGAGGUUGACAUGUGGGCCAUUGGAUGUGUUUUGUAUACUUUGCUUUGUGGGUUCCCACCAUUUUAUGAUGAACGUAUUGAAACAUUGACUGAAAAAGUAGCAAAGGGACAAUUUACAUUUUUACAACCCUGGUGGGAUGAAAUUAGUGAUGGUGCUAAAAAUUGUGUUUCGAAUUUAUUGACUGUUGAUCCAAAGAAGAGAUAUACUAUUGAUGAGUUUUUGCAAGACCCAUGGAUGAAGCAACAAACUGAAGGAGCUGCACCACAACAACAAUCAGCAACAACUGCUGCUGAUGCCAAUGCCAAUAUUCAGAAAUCACACCCAAUUCAAUCACAAAAUAACAACAACAUUACCAACGUUGCCAAAUAUUCCAAGAAAUCACGCUUGCAACAACAAUCUUUCAACCAAGAUCUUUACUCGCCAGCAGCUGUAGCAUUACGUGAUGCAUUUGAUAUAUCUACUGCUGUCCAUCGUAUGGGCGAAGAAGCUGCGUUAUCCAACAAACAACAUGGUGUUGGUGGUGGUGGAUUAUCCAAUGUUGAAGACUUGAUUGAAGAAGAGGAAGAAGAAAAUGAAGAAGACGUAACUGGAAGUGGCAGAGUCUUGCAUCAUCACUAUGAUAGUAACAACAAUAAUGGUACCACUGCUUCCUCAAGUAUACCUAGAUCGAACAAUCGUCGUCAUCGUCAUAACCAUCAUCGUGAACAACAGAAUUUGAUUAAGCCUAAAGGUGGCUUUGAUUUAAAUUUGGGUGGUGCUUCAAUUAUUGAGAGAAGAAAGAAUAAGCAAAUUCCAAUUCAAAGUAGCUAG